AUGACUUCAAGGUAUAGAGUUGAGUAUGCGCUCAAGAGCCACCGUAGAGAUGAGUUCAUUGAGUGGAUCAAGGGGCUCUUGGCUGUGCCCUUCGUACUCCAUGCCGAUAUUGAGAACUACGAUAAAGGUUUCACUGAACAUUACACGUCGUUGGAGAACUACGAUUUCUAUGUAGAGACCCAAGAGUCUGUCAUUGCAGCUGAAUGUCGGAAACGUUACCUGGAGAUCUUUGCAGAUGUCGAAAAGUUGGUUGACCAUACAAUUUUCAUGGAUGAAAUCAACGAACGUAACCCCACAAAAGUUGCAGUGAGCAGGUUGCGUAAAUUGGUGCCCUCAGUAGGUCGCUUCUUUACUGCAUUACCAUUGAAAGAGGCAUUUGACAUCGAGGAUGAACGUCGAUGCAUAUCGAAAAGAAGACUUGUUAGUCCUUCGUUCAACGACGUUCGAGUCAUCUUGAAUACUGCCCAGGUUUUAGCUCUUACAAGAAUCUACAAAGACCAUCGCAAGAUAGGUUCCAAGUUGAAGUUGGUCACUUUCGAUGGAGAUGUGACCUUAUACGAGGAUGGCAAAUCGUUGACUGAAAAUGAUGCCGUUGUCAAGAGGUUGAUUACGUUGUUAUCUAUGGACUUGUUCGUAUCGGUAGUCACAGCUGCGGGAUACCCUGGAGAGCUGGGAAUUGCUAAAUACUAUGAGAGAUUGAAAGGAUUGAUCGACGCUAUCAACAGCAAAGACUGUAUCCUCACUUCAACACAGAAGCAGAACUUACUUGUAAUGGGUGGAGAAUCCAACUACUUAUUCCGCUACGAUAAUGCAACGAAGAACUUCAAGUUUGUAGAUGCAAAAGAAUGGCACCUCCCCAUUAUGCUCAGAUGGGACAACAACAAAAUUAUUCAUAUCAUGCAAACCAUCUACAAGCAUUUGGUUCAUUUACAGGCUCGUUUCCAGCUCCAGGAAACUACUUCUAUUGUCAGAAAGGAAAGAUCAAUUGGUAUCAUACCGAACCCAGGAUGCAAGAUUCUUCGUGAGCACUUGGAAGAAAUGGUUCUUUCCUGUUCCAACAAGUUGCACGAAUCGAUCACCUGUGACGAUAUCAAGGUCUGUGCCUUCAACGGAGGAUCUGAUGUCUGGGUCGAUAUUGGGGACAAGAGUCUUGGUGUGGAAGCCUUACAGAAGUACUUGUGCCAAGACCAGACCAUAAACCACAUCUGUCCCAUCUUAAAGAGCGAAAGCUUACAUAUUGGUGACCAGUUCGCCAGUUUAGGUGCCAACGAUUACAAGGCUCGUUUGAGUGCUUGUACUGUUUGGAUCGCAAACCCCAGAGAAACAGUGGCUAUCUUGGAUGACUUGAUUGGCCAUCUUCUCUAA
This is a messenger RNA of Scheffersomyces stipitis CBS 6054, 1365 nucleotides long. RefSeq names its product IMP 5'-nucleotidase (gene ISN1). Gene Ontology annotation, molecular function: magnesium ion binding. The transcript is spliced from 2 exons. The record is from RefSeq and is a predicted model, not a curated record. The coding region runs from base 1 to 1365 and encodes 454 amino acids. NCBI's taxonomy places the organism in Eukaryota, Fungi, Ascomycota, Pichiomycetes, Serinales, Debaryomycetaceae. Gene Ontology annotation, biological process: nicotinamide riboside biosynthetic process; nucleotide metabolic process; nicotinic acid riboside biosynthetic process.